AUUAUAAAAUGAACAUUUCUGAAAUUAUUAAAUAUUUAAUGCUUUGUAUAAUAAUUUACUAUACGGUAUGUAUACAUCUGUCAACCACGCCCCCUUUGGUAAAAAAAUUUUUUCUUUCGAUGCUUUUCUAGUCUUUGUUUUUAAUACUCACAGACGUGUCAGGCACGCGCAUAUACCAACAUCGCGACAAAAGGCUGUCGCCUUUAAACCACCAGCUGUAUAUUGACUGAGAAUUACACUUGUUGGGCUGCUCGACGAUGUUCAAAAAUUUGAAGAAGAAACUUGAACAAGGGGUGGCUCAAACUUCUCUCCGAGCCGCAGCUGCCGUGUCGGCCAUCUCCAAGGCUGAUGAUCAAAAUUCAACCUUCUCUAAUGCGGAAAAAAAAGAAACAUACGAUGUGGGAAAACCCCUUGCAGAGAGCACUCCACAAAAAUCGUCCACUCAAGGAAGUGGUAAUGGAGAAUUUGUAUCCCCUGUGCUAAACAGCAUCAGCACAGCUCCUAAAGAUGCUAAGUUUAGUGAUAUACCUGUUGGACAGCUUGUGGAUAUUCCUCUUGAAGGUGCUGGAGAGAGCUUAUAUGAGACUGCAUCUGAUGCUGAAUCUGUGAGGGGGGAUGAAACCCCCAGAGGACCUCGCUCAAGAACUUCAUCAGUCAGCUCUGUCACUAGUGACAGCUCAUUUUUCCAAGUUCCUAACUUUUCAUCGCAUUAUGUCAUUCCAUCUGAUGUGGAAAGUGAGAUGGAGGAGAGUUCCUCUGAUCUUAGUGGAAUAAGCAAAGAGGAUCUGUACACUUAUGUUAAAAAGUUUGAGCGCCGUGCUUUUAAGUACAAGUCCAAAUUUAUGGAUCUGGUCAGUCAUUAUAAGGAGAUUUUGGGAGAACGUGAGAAAUUGAAGAGUACCCUAACCCAGUCACAAGACCGUGCAUUUAGGCGCAUGUCAGAGUUGCGGGAACAGCUGCAGUUAGACCAGAUUGCCAAAAGAGAUCUUGAAGACAACUACCGCCUGCUGCUGGAUGAGCGAAAUGAAUAUGUCAAAGUUUGCAAACACAGGUAAAACUUUUAAAGGAAGGAAAGGAUAUUCCACCAGAACUAGCAGAAAAGAUUCAGGCUAGCAAAGUAAAAGCGGAGACUGCUCUACAAGAUUCUACACCAAAGGCAGCAGGAGGAAACUUGGAGCAGAUGGAAC
Pomacea canaliculata is the source of this 1187-nucleotide messenger RNA. Its product is annotated as golgin subfamily A member 4-like. Lineage: Eukaryota; Metazoa; Mollusca; Gastropoda; Architaenioglossa; Ampullariidae. Gene Ontology annotation, cellular component: Golgi apparatus. The transcript is spliced from 5 exons. Gene Ontology annotation, molecular function: small GTPase binding. The coding region runs from base 258 to 1055 and encodes 265 amino acids. Gene Ontology annotation, biological process: Golgi vesicle transport. The record is from RefSeq and is a predicted model, not a curated record.